Molecule: messenger RNA, 1865 nt
Organism: Raphanus sativus (radish)
Lineage: Eukaryota; Viridiplantae; Streptophyta; Magnoliopsida; Brassicales; Brassicaceae
Exons: 7
Coding region: 236-1738 (500 amino acids)
Molecular function (GO): protein binding
Source: RefSeq, a predicted model, not a curated record
UCGUCUUCGUCUCUCCUUUGUUGUCUCUCUCUCUCUCUCUUCUCCCUCUUCAACCUUUUCUCCAUCCUCACAAACUGUCCCUACUUCCUUUGAUAACCAUUUGCUCCUCACUAUCGCAAGCACAGUAUCCACCAUUCAUCCUUGCUUUUCUCUUCACAUUGUUCUCUGUUUCUCUCCGUUUUUUUAAGAUAUGAACAAAGGGUUUUAGCUACUAAUCUCUCCCGGAACCAAAGUAAUGAAAAGGGACUUUCUGCUUCUGGGUAUCAUCAUUCUCCUCCUCUCCGUUUCUGUAGCUUCAGCUCCUUCAUCAGCAUCACCAGCAAAGAUUGUUAGUGGGUUCAUCUCAAAUCACGGAACUUCCCUCAUGAAAUGGCUAUGGUCUCUCAAAACCACCUCUAAGAAAACAGCGGUUUCUACGAAGUCGAUGGUGAAAUUCGAAAACGGGUAUUCAGUGGAGACGGUUCUAGACGGAAGCAAACUCGGUAUCGAUCCUUACUCUCUCCACGUCUUGCCUAACGGCGAGCUGCUUAUCCUCGAUUCCGAGAAUAGCAACGUUUACAAGAUCUCAUCUUCUCUUUCCCUUUAUAGCAGACCAAGGCUUGUUACUGGCUCACCUGAAGGAUAUCCUGGUCAUGUGGACGGUAGGUUACGAGACGCGAGGUUGAAUAAUCCAAAGGGGCUUACUGUGGAUGACAGAGGAAAUAUCUAUGUUGCAGAUACUGUGAAUAAUGCUAUCAGGAAGAUCAGUGAAGCAGGAGUCACAACCAUUGCUGGAGGGAAAGUGGUUCGUGGGGGAGGAGGUCAUGUGGAUGGUCCGAGUGAAGAUGCAAAGUUUUCAAAUGAUUUCGAUGUUGUGUACGUUGGAAGCAGCUGUUCUUUGCUAGUCGUUGACCGUGGAAACCGAGCCAUCAGAGAGAUUCAACUCCAUUUUGAUGACUGUGCUUAUCAGUAUGGAAGUGGCUUUCCUCUUGGGAUUGCAGUUCUUAUAGCGGCAGGUUUCUUUGGUUACAUGCUGGCUCUGUUGCAACGUAGGCUCGGUUCUAUCUUUUCGCAUCACACUGAUCAAGAGAUAUACAAAGCCGUUCCUGAUCAAAAGCCUUUGAAACCAGUCAGACCAUCUCUGAUUUCAACCGGAGAUGAGCAAGAGCAGCAAGAAGAAAGCUUCCUCGUGCCGUUACGAGUAUUCAUGUCGAAUGCUUGGUUGUUUGUAGCGGAGCUGUUAAGUGGAAUGUUUCCUGGUCUCAAAAAGAAGAAGACAGUCAGCUUCAGCUUCAGUGACCAAGAAACAAAUCAUUCUGCUUACAGCACAGCUCCAUGGCCAGUUCAAGAGAGCUUUGUGAUACACAACAACGACGAACCACCACCUCCCAUCGAGAGCAGAAACAUCACUCCCAAAAAGACUUACCCUUUCAUGUCUAAAGACGCGGAGAGUACGCAACAGCUUCGUCAGAGCCGUGCCUUGUUCAGAAGCUUGGACCCUGAAUUCCGAGAGGAACAGCAGCAGCAACAGAAACGUAAGCAGCAGCAGCAUCACCGUAGGCAUCACUCAACGAUCCCACACACUCAUUAUGAGCGGAUCAGUGAGAAGACUAAUGAGAUUGUGUUUGGACCGGUCCAGGAGCAAGACCAGAGGCGUGUGGCAGCAGCAGGCACUGAUCAGAUGAAUAGUCACCAGAAUCUUCAUUACAGAGCAGACCAAUCUGUGAUUUACCCAUAUGGUUACUAUUCCUAUACAUGAGAAGUUGAUUAAGAGCAUUGUAGCUCCGGGGUACAGGUGGGUAUUUAGAUUUAUUGAGAGGUGACAUUUUGGGGAUUUGGGUAUUUAGAACUUGUAAGAAAAAGUAGUAAACUUUAGUUAUUAUUCA